Solanum verrucosum is the source of this 1692-nucleotide messenger RNA. Its product is annotated as negative regulator of systemic acquired resistance SNI1. The transcript has 16 exons. The coding region runs from base 38 to 1465 and encodes 475 amino acids. Gene Ontology annotation, biological process: negative regulation of systemic acquired resistance; negative regulation of DNA-templated transcription; DNA damage response. Gene Ontology annotation, molecular function: transcription cis-regulatory region binding. NCBI's taxonomy places the organism in Eukaryota, Viridiplantae, Streptophyta, Magnoliopsida, Solanales, Solanaceae. The record is from RefSeq and is a predicted model, not a curated record. Gene Ontology annotation, cellular component: nucleus; Smc5-Smc6 complex.
CCUAGGGUUUUGAAAAACGAAAGAAAAUCGAAGGAGAAUGGAAAAACGAAAGAAAGGAGGAAGCAACAAUGGAGGAAUUGAAGAGAACACAAUGGCGAUUCUCGAUACUUCUGGUUUCAAUAGAGAUUCUCACCACCGCCAUGACGACAGUCUUGCUUUUCUAGAAGCUGUUCGCUCUGCUUCAUUGCUACCAGAAAAUGGAACACCGCCUUCUAGCACGAUGCGUGAAGCGAUUUUCCAAAUUUUGAAGGAAGAGACUUCACUUGAGCUAAUAAUGGGAAGUUAUCAACUUCUAAAUGAGUUGGAUAAGCGAUUUCCUAGGGUGUGCUUGCCCAAAAUGGAGGAGCAAGCAUCAUGUCUGCAACCAACCAUUCUCAAUGAACCUGUUGUAGUUGAAGAGGCCUGGUGUCCAUUUACUCUAGGAUUGGAUAGGGACGAUGAAAUAAAUAGAGGUUCAAGUGGAUCAAUUGACCCCUUGGGCUUUCAUUCACUAAUACAAGAACUUGGGGAAAUGAUCAACCAGAGGUCAAAAGCAUUAGAAACAAAGAUAUUAAGGAAGAUGCUACUACUUCACUAUCUUGUCAGUGUGCUUGAAGGAGACUUUGUGCCUCGUAACAAAGCAUUCAAAGAAAAGAUGAGUUGGACCCUUUUGCGGGAUUCAUUGCUCAACAUGCUUCUGGGGUCAAGAAAAAUAAUCUAUAAAAGCUUAGUCAAGGACUGCCUGUCGGUUAUAAGUGAUGUGUUCUCUGACUUACAUGAUAUAUCUGAGUCCUCCUCUGACGUGGAUUCAGUGGCACCUCCUUCAAACGAGAUAUCGCAUAAUUGCAUUGCUGCUUUUGCACUGGCUUUACCUGAACUCAAACGGUCUACUUGUAUCAUUCUGAAGAAUGUCCUGAGAAUGAUGAUGGAGCUGGAUGCAUCACGGAAUGUGGCAGAUGUUCAAGGCCUUACCACCAGAGCUGAUGGUGUGAGAUCACCUGCUGCAGAGAUCAUUUUGGAUGAACUCGCUUACAAUUCUGAUAUGCUCUCCCCCUUUUUUCAGGUCUUUGAUGACCCUUGGUGGAAGCUAAAAAUGAUCAUGCAGUACUUUCGGAAGUACAUUCCUAAGUUUCCUGUUCGUACUAGGAGAUCAAAUAGUACGGUGAAUGAUUCCACAUUUGAAGGUGUUUUGAAGUGCUUCUCAAACAGCAGGAGCACAAAAAAUAUCAUCAAGAAAAUUGGAAUGGAUGUUGCUCAGCUGCUUCUUGGGCAUGCCUUUUUGGCUUACUUGUCAGUAUCAGUGGAUUCUUCUGCUGAAAAUGAUGAUUUUGAAGAGAUGGUGAAAGGAAGCUCUCUCACAGAAAUCUGCAAGCACAUAAUAGCUGCUUUUACUUCUAUCAGAAAAGAAUACAAGAACACAGAAAUUCUACUUUUGGGUAAAGAAGCGGUGUUUACAGCUGCAACCAUUCUCUCAACCAAGUCAUAGGAGAAACAGCAGUUACUAUUUAUUGUUCAUGAUGUAUAUUUGGUCAAACGGGGCCAAUUAGCAAAGCCUCCUACCUGAAGUCCGCGAAAUGAUGUUUCCACACAGCCAGUAGUGGUCAAAUGCUGUUCAAGGAAACCUCAGUGAAAGCUUCAUUUAAUAGCCAAUGGAACUGUCCUUUGUAGUUAAAGGAAAACCGAAAAAGGGUAACUCUAAGGAACUUGGUGUAU